AUGAAGGCAGUCAUCUGUCUUUCCCUAGUGUUUCCAUCUUUAUGGGCUCUUUCACUCAACUCUCAUUGGGACGAAAAUGAUACCAAAUGGUUAUCGGGCAUACUAGAGGAUGUGCUCGAAACGAACGUUGAUAGUUUGAGCUCCUUGCAUUUUGCUGCAGGUGCACUGAAAAUACUCAAAGUUACACCAUCCGCCGAUGCUGCUAAGCAAGUGAUCGAAGGAAUUCUUGCGGAAAAUGCUCCGAGUGGUGCAAGAGUAUUCCAAGCUCUUUAUACAGCUGAUCUCCUUAACGUUCAGGAACAAAUAUUAAUGCUCACAAACUACUUGCUGUCUCGCAAGCAUAUAUCAACUGAAAAAUCUGCGUUCUAUGUGCUGAAGGCUUUGAAAGCAUUAGCAGAUAAUAGUCAUUUUGUGCCGGUAGUGAUAUCUCGUGAUGGCCCUCUCAUGUUUGAUCCAAACCAGCCUAUCAGAAUCACUGUAACGGACGUCUUCGGGUUACCGACUAACGCAAUCGAAGUUCACGCCGAUGUUACAGCAGUUGAUUCAGAUCAUACUUUCCUGAGCGACGUGAAAAUGGAGCACUCGCCAUCCGAUGCAAGAGUUUGGACAAUUAGUGUUGAUAAAAUUCCUAAAGAGAGCGAUUACUACAUGCUGAAGGUGAAAGUAGCGACACAGGACGUACGCCUCGUUGGAACGACCGCUAAUGUCUUAAUAAAGCGAUGCAAUGAUAUUUUAGUUGACAACUUUAAGCUUGGAAUCUUUGAGAAGGAUGAAGCACAUCUAGAAACAUCAUAG
Messenger RNA from Strongylus vulgaris, 795 nucleotides. Lineage: Eukaryota; Metazoa; Nematoda; Chromadorea; Rhabditida; Strongylidae. The record is from the annotation of a GenBank genome assembly.